Chrysoperla carnea is the source of this 1840-nucleotide messenger RNA. Its product is annotated as 2',5'-phosphodiesterase 12. NCBI's taxonomy places the organism in Eukaryota, Metazoa, Arthropoda, Insecta, Neuroptera, Chrysopidae. Gene Ontology annotation, molecular function: 3'-5'-RNA exonuclease activity. Bases 63 to 1820 code for a protein of 585 amino acids. The transcript has 5 exons. Gene Ontology annotation, cellular component: mitochondrion. Gene Ontology annotation, biological process: nuclear-transcribed mRNA catabolic process, deadenylation-dependent decay. The record is from RefSeq and is a predicted model, not a curated record.
UAUUCUGUCACCAUGUAAGUUAAAUCAACAGAACACAUGGUAUCGAAAAUAAAUAUUUUGUAAUGUGGCAAUUUAAAUUAUUUCAAAAUUUUAGAGUAAAGCACAAUACAAUCGUAAAAUUUGUACACAAAACAAGAUUAAAAAUGGAAAAUGCAUAUGUUCGUUGUUUAGAUGGUGCCGAACAAUUUGAUAUGGUUAUGAAGUACAUAAAUCCUACACUAGGAAUUGAUAGGGAAUUCAAUUUUAAGCGCCAAUUAACUGAACCAGUAGAUACAUUUUUAAAUCGUAUCAGCGUAAAUAUCGAAAAAGUAAUUAAUAAAAAUUUAAAAAAGAAAAAAUUUAAGGAUCUAGCAAUUGAUAAUAAAAAUAAUAUAAAAUUCACUUUGGAUUUAGUUAAUGAACAGAAUGAAUUAAUUAAUAGGUCUCUUACUUGUAAAGAGGUAUUUACCAAUAAUCCUAAUUUACGAAUAUUAAUCGAUAAUAAUUUAAUUAAUGUAAAAAUUAAUGUACCUUGGAUAGAGAAAAUUACACUUUCGCAUACGUUAUUGUGUGGGUUUCCAACAUAUCCCACUAAAUUCGAAGCAUAUUUCGUUGAUAAAUCAAAAUGUAUCUUUAAUUGGUAUCGGAAACAAAACGAUGAUUGGAUUAAAGUUGGUGAUCGUUUUUUCUAUAUUCCUACAGCAUACGACGUAGGCCACAAGUUAAAACUUGAAGUUGAACCACGAAAUGAUACGAACAUUGGACCAUCUGUUGAAUGUGAAUCAACAGUUGAAGUUAAAUAUGGUCCAACUUUAUGUCCAUUUGAAACUAGACACCAGUUUACAAAUAAUAAAUUAUCAGAAAAUAAAUUCCGAGUAGUUACUUACAAUAUUUUAGCAGAUUUAUAUUGUGAUUCCGAUUAUACACGUGAAACGUUGUAUCCAUACUGUCCACCAGAAGCACUUGAUAUAGAUUAUAGGAAGCAACUUAUUUUAAAGGAACUAAUAGGAUAUAAAGCUGAUCUUAUUUGUUUACAAGAAGUGGAUGAAAAAGUUUUUACUUAUGAUCUAAUACCGGUUUUAUCAGAACUAGGUUAUUCGGGUAUUUUUCAUAAAAAAGGUGGUACUGUUACCGAAGGAUUAUGUUGUUUAUACGAUUCCAAUAGAUUUAAAAAUAUCUCGUCAGAAGUAAUAAUUUUUGGUGAACAAAUUAAUAAAAAUGAUAUUUUUAUUGAAUACUGGCGUAAAAUUCGUACAAAUGCAAAAUUAAUGGAUAGAGUUUUACCGAGAACAACAGCUUUACAAGUAAAUGUGUUCGAAUCUGCUGAUUGUAAUAAUGAGAUUUUAGUUGUUGGAAACACCCAUUUAUAUUUUCAUCCCGAUGCUGAUCAUAUUCGACUUUUCCAAGCUGGUUUAGCAAUGACGUAUUUACAACAUUCUAUUGAACAGUUAAAAUUAAAGCACAAAGACAAAAGAAUAACUUUAAUGUUUUGUGGUGAUUUCAAUUCAGUUCCCGAAUGUGGAAUAUAUAAGCUAAUGACUACGGGAAGCGUAUCAGAAGAUGAACCAGAUUGGUCAAGUAAUAUGGAAGAACAAAUAAAAGAUUUAUCUUUACGCCAACCAUUUAAAAUGGCUAGUGCGUGCGGUACACCGAAAUUUACAAAUUAUACAACUGAUUUUGCGGAUUGUUUGGACUAUAUAUUCUAUCAGUGUGAUCAAGUAUCUGUAAUACAAUAUGUUCCGUUGCCACUACUUCAAGAGUUAACAUAUCACACUGCGCUGCCAAGUAUUGUUUUUCCAUCGGAUCAUAUAGCUUUAAUAGCAGAUUUUCAAUGGCAAUAAUAAAAUAAUUUAUUUCGUAA